This is a messenger RNA of Dicrocoelium dendriticum, 546 nucleotides long. The record is from the annotation of a GenBank genome assembly. Lineage: Eukaryota; Metazoa; Platyhelminthes; Trematoda; Plagiorchiida; Dicrocoeliidae.
AUGAAAAUGGCCGCUGCCCUUGGUAACCAUCCUAAGUUAUUCCAGCUGAUACAGGAAAAGGGCAGCAGGAGACCUGGUGUUAGUGAAACUAUACGUGACGAGAGUGGACAGCCUAUCUACAACUUGUCAAAACGAUUGGAGCGUUGGGUUGAGCAAUUUGAAAGGCAAUUUAAUCGAUCGGAGUUGUUAGAUUUCUCGCCGGCCACUGAUCGCCCCGCUCCCUGGCCUGUCUCUUUGGAUCCACCCUCUCGCUCUGAAGUCGAACGUGAGACCGAACUGUUGAAGCUAAAUAAAGCCGCGGGACCGGAUGAUCUUCCUCCAACCCUCUUCAAAUCCGGGGGACCUGCUCUGGUGAACGAUUUACACGAGUUUCUGGUCAAACUGUGGGACCAGGAAACUGCCCCAACCGACUGGAGCCGCUCGGUCAUAGUCCCCAUUUUUAAAGGAGGUUCACGGUCGGAAUGCGGCAGCCAUAAUCAGUCUGAUCUCCAUCGCCUCCAAAUUGCUUGCCUCUGUCAUCCUUCACAGACUGACUGGAACUCGUGA